CAGCUUAGGCGACAUGGAUGAAUUGUGUUGGAGGGUUCUUUCUGUACCGAAUAAUUAUAAUUCUAGUGCUACGAUAGUAACACUCGUCACCUCCCUCCUCAACACUUCCCAAUCAGUGGGGACUAGAGAGAGCAGCCCUUUGGAAUGUUCACAAUGUGUUUUUAGAAAUUCACAGCUCCCCCUCCCACGUCCCAUCUCCAUGCUGGGAACAACGUCCGCGGUGUCUCAGUUCUUCUGGCGGUCUAAUCGGCGAAGCGGAGUGCUCUCUGGUCUGUCUCCCAACUUUAUCCCGUACUCUCCCCGCAGCGGAAUGUGACAGGGAGGAAAAGCGAGUUCAGGUCGCCUUGGCAACGGGUGGCAAAGCCGGCUCGGAGCUUUAAAGCGGCCCGAGGACAGCGUGCAGUCGUGCUGGAGAUGAACGGGAGCCAGAGAUGGAACUCCUCGCAGAGCUGGGAACUGAGACCCGAGAGUGUGAUCGUCCCCUGUGUCUUCUGCGUGAUCUUCCUGCUUGGCACUCUGGGCAACAGCCUGGUUCUAGCCGUCCUGCUUCGGAACGGCCCCAUGAACUGUAACAGCACUAACCUGUUUAUACUGAACCUGGCUCUGGCCGAUCUCUGCUUCAUCCUCUGCUGCGUGCCCUUCCAGGCCACCAUAUACACGCUGGACUCCUGGGUCUUCGGCUCCUUCAUGUGUAAAGCUGUACACUUCUUUAUCUACCUGACUGUGUACGCCAGCAGCUUCACUCUGGCCGCAGUCUCCGUGGACAGGUACCUGGCCAUUCGAUACCCACUGAGAUCCCGAGAACUGCGCACUCCCCGAAAUGCCACAAUCACCAUCUGCAUCAUCUGGGCGAUCUCAUUUGUCUUUGCAGGUCCCUACCUCAGCUACUACCAAGUCAUCCAUUACAGAGACCUCACUCUCUGCUUCCCAGUCUGGGGCGAUUACAGUCGCAAAGUUAUGGACAUUGCUACCUUCCUCUGUGGAUAUAUCAUUCCAGUGCUGAUCCUGAGCUUAGCAUACACCAGGACCAUCCGCUACCUCUGGACAUCUGUAGAACCUAUAGAAAACAUGUCUGAGUCUAAGAAAGCCAAGCGCAAAGUCACCAAGAUGAUCAUCAUUGUGGCUGUUCUCUUCUGCCUUUGUUGGCUUCCCCACUACUUAGUUAUUUUAUGUUUCUGGUUUGGCCACUUCCCACUUAACCAAGCCACCUAUGUUUUCAGACUUUUGUCACACUGUAUGUCCUAUGCUAACUCCUGCCUCAACCCUAUUGUCUACGCCCUGGUCUCCAAACACUUCCGCAAGGGCUUCAAGAAACUUUUCAACUGCUUGCUGAGGAAAAAGGUUGUCAAUAAAGUUCAUGUUGUUCAGAUGGUCCACACAGAGGCAGGGACCACUGAGGCAUCUCACAUGAGUGAGCAGAACAACCAGGCCACCAGCCCGGAGUGGAGCCAGCCAGGGCCUACAGAUGAAGCAAUGCUGCCAGGAACUUUCAUGGCAUUAAACGUUACCUAA
Messenger RNA from Hypanus sabinus (Atlantic stingray), 1512 nucleotides. Its product is annotated as galanin receptor 2b-like. The record is from RefSeq and is a predicted model, not a curated record. Gene Ontology annotation, molecular function: G protein-coupled receptor activity. The transcript is spliced from 2 exons. Bases 415 to 1512 code for a protein of 365 amino acids. Gene Ontology annotation, biological process: G protein-coupled receptor signaling pathway. Gene Ontology annotation, cellular component: membrane. Lineage: Eukaryota; Metazoa; Chordata; Chondrichthyes; Myliobatiformes; Dasyatidae.